GAUCCUGGCCUCGAUCGACCGCUACCGCGGCAACGACCCGUACAUGCGGCGCGACGAGUUCUACACGUCCAGCGACCUGGAGCAAGACCGGGCACUGCUGGACGGCCGCGGUGUGAAGGCGGCGCCCGACGGCAGCGGGCUGAUGCGGCACGACAGCUUCCAUGAGCAGCGGCUGACGCUGGGCGCCCGCCCCAGCCUGGACCGCGCCAGCCCGCUGUACGAGGAGCCGGCCGAGCACACGAGCAGCUCGCGCGACGAGCUCAGCGCCACCGAAGUGUCCUACUCGCCCACCACCAAGUCGCCGAGCCCCAGCGGCACCUCGCCGACGCGUGGCUCGCUGAGCUCGCCGACGCUGGUCAAGGCCGAGAUCGACCAGGACAAGCUGAUCCUGGGCAACUUUGAGCCGGACGCGCCCGGCCGGCGCAGCAAGGUGACGACGCCCGUCUCGCCGCCGCGCGAGAACGUCAUCGAGCCGCACCCAGCGUACCAGCAGGGCGGCGAGGAGGCGGCCACCAGCCGCACCGAGCUGCGCCUCGCCGAGGCUGACAAGAAGGUCUCGUUCGAGGACGAGCAGGAGCCGCGCGAGGCCAAGAAGCCGCUAACGGCCCGCGAGCGCUGGUUCUGGGCUUACGAGAAGAUUCUGCUGCAGCUCAAUCCGGCGGGAGGUGACCACAGCAGGAAUGGGUUCUCCAGCGACAACCCGUUCUACAGCAACAUCGACAGCAUGCCCGACAUUCGGCCGCGCCGAAAGUCGAUCCCCCUGGUGUCGGAGCUGGUGCUCAAGACUAUGGCGGCGACCAAGAGGAACGCAGGGCUCACAUCGGCGCUUCCGAGGCCGUCCCUCAACGACGAGGAGCUGAAGAUGCACGUGUACAAGAAGACACUGCAGGCGCUCAUCUACCCGAUCAGCAGCACGACACCGCACAACUUCGUGCCCUGGACGGCCACGUCGCCCACCUACUGCUACGAGUGCGAGGGCCUGCUGUGGGGCAUCGCGCGCCAGGGUGUGCGCUGCACUGAGUGCGGCGUCAAGUGCCACGAGAAGUGCAAGGACCUGCUGAACGCCGACUGCCUUCAGCGCGCGGCUGAGAAAAGCUCCAAGCACGGUGCUGAUGACAAGGCCAAUAACAUAAUCACGGCGAUGAAGGACCGCAUGAAGAUUCGCGAACGAAACAAGCCGGAGAUUUUCGAACUGAUCAGGGCCGUAUUUCGUGUAGAGGAGAAGUCGCACGUGGGCCACAUGAAGGCCGUCAAGCAGGCCGUUCAGGACGGCACCAGUAAAUGGUCGGCCAAAAUUGCCAUCACAGUUAUCUGCGCUCAGGGCCUGAUCGCCAAGGACAAGGGCGGCACCUCGGACCCGUACGUCACGGUGCAGGUGGGCAAGGUCAAGAAGCGCACCCGAACCGUGCCGCAGGAGCUCAACCCCAACUGGAACGAGAAGUUCUACUUCGAGUGCCACAACUCAUCCGAUAGAAUUAAGGUGCGAGUUUGGGAUGAAGACAAUGACAUCAAGUCCAAGUUGCGACAAAAGCUGACAAGAGAAUCGGACGACUUCCUGGGCCAGACCAUCAUUGAGGUGCGCACUCUCUCUGGCGAGAUGGAGGUCUGGUACAACCUGGAGAAACGCACCGACAAGUCGGCUGUGUCGGGCGCCAUCCGCCUCCACAUCAGCGUCGAGAUCAAGGGAGAGGAGAAGGUCGCUCCAUACCACGUCCAGUACACGUGCCUACAUGAGAACCUGUUCCACUACCUAUGUGAACAGGAGUCAGGAAACGUCAAACUGCCCCAGGCCAAAGGCGAUGACGGCUGGAAGGUGUACUUCGACGAGCCGGCGCAGGAGAUCGUCGACGAGUUCGCCAUGCGUUACGGCGUGGAGAGCAUAUACGAAGCCAUGACGCACUUUCAUUGUCUGUCCACCAAGUAUCUGUGCCCGGGCGUGCCGGCCGUCAUGUCCACCCUGCUGGCCAACAUCAACGCCUACUACGCGCACACCACGGCCAGCCCCAACGUCUCUGCCAGCGACCGGUUCGCCGCCUCGAACUUUGGGAAAGAGAAAUUCGUCAAGCUGCUGGACCAGCUACAUAACUCCCUGCGCAUAGACCUGAGCAUGUACCGGAACAAUUUCCCGGCCUCUUCGCCAGAAAAGCUGCAGGACCUCAAGUCGACAGUCGAUCUGCUUACCAGUAUCACUUUCUUCCGCAUGAAGGUCCAGGAGAUCACGCACCCGCCCCGGGCUAGCACGGUGGUUCGCGACUGCGCCGAGGCCUGUCUCAAGUCCACGUACCAGUUCCUGUUCGAGAACUGCUACGAUCUCUACAGCCGCGAGUUCCAGCCGGAUCCGAAUGAGAUGAAGCGGGAAGGCGACGACCACGGACCACGUCUGGACUCGCUGGACUUUUGGCAUAAGCUGGUGGCGCUCAUUGUGUCCGUCAUCGACGAGGACCGCAACAGCUACGCGCCCGUGCUCAGCCAGUUCCCGCAGGAGUUCAACAUCGGCCAGCUGUCCGCGUCGGUGAUGUGGCAUCAGUUCUCGCUGGACAUCAAGUAUGCGCUGGAGGAGCACAGCCAGCAUCGGCUCUGCAAGUCGGCCGCCUACAUGAAUCUGCACUUCAAGGUCAAGUGGCUGUACAACCAGUACGCCAAGGACGCGCCGCCAUACAAGGGAUCGGUACCCGAGUACCCGACCUGGUUCGAGUCGUCCGUCAUGCAGUGGCUCAACGAGAAUGACGAUGUCAGCCUGGAAUACCUCAACGGUGCCUUCGCCAGGGAUAUGAAGGACGGCUUCCAACAGAGCUCUGAGCACUCGCUCUUCUCCAACUCGGUGGUGGACAUCUUCACCCAGCUGGCGCAGUGCUUUGACGUGGUCUCCAAGCUGGAGACGCCUGACCCGGAGAUCUGGAAGCGCUACAUGAAGCGGUUCGCCCGCACCAUCGUCAAGGUGCUGCUCGCCUACGCCGACAUCACCAAGAAGGAGUUCCCCAACUACGUGCAGGACGAAAAGACGGCGUGCAUCCUUAUGAACAACAUCCAGCAGCUGCGCGUGGAGCUGGAGAAGAUGUACAACCAGAUGGGCGGCGAGUCGCUGGAGGAGGGCGCCGCCAACAUCCUCAAGGAGCUGCAGCAGAGUCUGAACGCCGUGCUCGACGACCUCGCCCAGAUGUUUGCGAAAAGCCUGGAGCGGAAGAUCGCCUCAUCGGUGCAGGAGCUGGGUAAUCUGCUGUCCGCCAUCAAGGGCGGCGGCCAGCUUAACCAGCCGACCAACCGCAACAUCGUGGCCGGCGAGGCAGAUGAGGUGCUCACUCCGCUGAUGGACCUGCUGGACGGCUCCCUGUCGCUGUACGCGCAGAGCUGCGAGAAGACGGUGCUGAAGCGGCUGCUGAAGGAGCUCUGGCGGAUAGUCAUGACGACCAUGGAGAAAACGGUGGUCCUACCGCCGAUGAGCGACAAGAGCAUGAUUUUCAAGAGCUUGACAGAUAACGCGAAGAACUUGGCAGCCAAUGCCAAGAUAGAGGAUAUGUCUCGCCUCAUCAAAAACCACAUGGCCGGCGGCGGUAAAGACGUCAAGAAUGCCAUCAGCAAUGUUAUGGACAUCUCCAAGGAGGCGGAGAAGAACCUGUCGCCGAAGCAGUGCGCCGUGCUGGACGUGGCGCUAGACACCAUCAAGCAGUACUUCCACGCUGGUGGCAACGGCCUGAAGAAGACCUUCCUGGACAAGUCGCCAGAGCUGCAGAGUCUGCGCUAUGCCUUGUCGCUCUACACGCAGACCACCGAUACACUCAUCAAGACGUUCGUCACCACGCAGACCAACCAAGACGCACCGACCGUGGAGGAGGGAGGCGUCGGCGAGAUCAGCAUUCAGGUGGACCUCUUCACCCACCCGGGCACCGGCGAGCACAAGGUCACCGUCAAAGUGGUGGCGGCUAACGACAUCCGGUGGACGAGCCAGUCGGGCAUGCUGCGGCCCUUCGUCGAGAUCAACCUCAUCGGGCCGCACCUGGCCGACAAGCGCCGCAAGCACGCUACAAAGUCCAAGUCAAACAACUGGUCCCCCAAAUUCAACGAGACGUUCCACUUCAUGAUUGGCAACGAGGAGUCUCUGGACAGUUACGAACUGCACAUCUGCGUCAAGGACUACUGCUUUGCCCGGGACGACCGGCUGGUGGGCGUGGCCAUUAUUCAGCUGAAGGACAUCGUGGAUCAGGGCUCGUGCGCGUGCUGGCUGACUCUUGGCAAGAGGUGUCAGAUGGACGAGACCGGCUGGACCAUCAUGCGCAUCCUCUCGCAGCGCACCAACGACGAGGUGGCCAAGGAGUUCGUUAAGCUCAAGUCGGACAUCCGCUCUGCGGAUCCGGCGCCGGGCGCACCCGGCUCUCAGUAGCGGGCGUCCGCUGCCGGUCCGGCCGCGCCGUCGCACGCACAACUGCCCGGCUCCCUGUCUGUGAUACUGGCCGACACGCCGCCAGCUGUAGAUGUCGCCGCAGUAGCGCCACCCGCCGUAUAGGUGCCGCCGCACUCGCCCGGCGAUGGGACCACUGACUGCUCCGUGGCGCCGGAGACGCGCCGGUCGGCGACCGGGGCGCGCUGCUCUUACAAACACGGUUCUUCCAUCAGUUGGGGUGGUGAAUCCGCCGGCUGGAGGAGUGCAUGUCUCGCGUAUCGUCCGUGUGUUCGUCCGUCUUUCAGUGAGCAGGAGGACUGUGCCCGCAUUGCGUCACGUGCUGAGGCAUGUCGCUGGUGGGCUAUUCAGUUAGCCGAGGAUCGGGUGCACACGAAAACAAGUGAUGCGAUUGGAUGAGGUCUGGGUGGGCUUGGGUAUAACUGGUUCCAGGCGGCGGUACGCGGAGUCAGCCGCCGGUGUCCCGACCCUGUACCCUUACAGCGCCUCCAGUCCACGCGGGCUGGCUCUCCCGCUCGGGUCGCAGACCGAGCGAGCGAGACCCUAGCUCUGCGGUGCCGCUGCUGCCGCCUGCCGCUGCGCUUCCGCACGAGCGGGGCUCUGUUGAGCGAUCGUGGCAGUACCCGACUUCAGAGGACGUCUGCGUUGUGAUUGCUGGUCAUAUCACGUUACGGGAAUUGGUUAGCGCGGCUUGCGCGGGCUGGGGAGCUACGUUAUGAGUCUUGUCGUGGGGUUGAGGACGGGUACUGUGUUCGGCUGCUCGCAAACCAGCUGUGCCCGUUUGUCUUAUGGAUUUUAGUUGACAGAACUGAGAAUGAUGAAUAUACUAGAUAAGCCUUCCUCCUGCAAUGACAGUGUUGUCCUUUAUGUGGAUAGUUUGUGUCACCUGGACCUUCGCGUGCAGCCUCCAGCCUGGCUCUCAGUUUGCUGUCACAGCUCGGGAGUAUGGGCUGGUGUUCUGGGAUGUUGGCUGCUCCCCAGGAUUAUCUUGUGCCUUCUGGUUCGGGGCCCGUUUGGCAAUGGUGCCGAGUUGGAUGAGCAUCUCGCCAGCCGCCUAAAGCCUGGUCGACUCGCUCCGUGACAACACUGUUCUCAGUCGAACGCGCUGAACCACGGCACGCUACCCGCUUGCUGCGAUCCAGAAAAUCUACACCCCGCGAAUAUAGUUGACGGAAGAAGACUGGCCCCUGGCAUUUGCCAUCAGUACGCGUACACGAGACUCUGGCCAUUCCAUUCUACAGCGUUCGUUUCCUGACGGAAUUAACGUGCUCCUUGAUAAAUGUAACCUUGAAACGAUAUGCUCGGCUUGUCUCAUCUAUGCUCUGCCUCGUAUUUGUUCAAGCAGCUGUUCACGACCGUUGUGUGUGUCAAGCGUCGACUUGUGGUGAGCUGUUCAAGUUUGCUCGCUUCUGCUGGUCCGUGAUCCAUGAUCAGUGCCCACCUUGUCCCUUUAUAUUCCUCUCAGUAACCUACUCCUCCGAGUGCAUGUGAAAGAGGACGAACCGUAUCGUACUACUAUGUCAAACAUGAUGCGUUUAUAUCGGAGGACACUGCGUUGCAAAGUUAUGUAAAUAUAUGUAAUCACUAGUGCGUAAUGGACGCGGUAGUUGCAUUUUGUAUCGAUAUCGGAUGGCGUGUACUGUUUUGUUAUUCAAUAUAUACGGAAUAAUAAAUCUUUU
Messenger RNA from Pollicipes pollicipes, 6075 nucleotides. It is a transcript of the gene unc-13, whose product is annotated as protein unc13 homolog. The record is from RefSeq and is a predicted model, not a curated record. Gene Ontology annotation, molecular function: syntaxin-1 binding; diacylglycerol binding; calmodulin binding. NCBI's taxonomy places the organism in Eukaryota, Metazoa, Arthropoda, Thecostraca, Pollicipedomorpha, Pollicipedidae. Gene Ontology annotation, cellular component: neuromuscular junction; plasma membrane; presynaptic membrane. Gene Ontology annotation, biological process: dense core granule priming; synaptic vesicle priming; presynaptic dense core vesicle exocytosis.